Messenger RNA from Paramecium sonneborni, 2946 nucleotides. The record is from the annotation of a GenBank genome assembly. NCBI's taxonomy places the organism in Eukaryota, Ciliophora, Oligohymenophorea, Peniculida, Parameciidae.
AUGUUAACUUAAAGCUAAUAGCAUUAAUUCGAUUUUAAAACCAGAUAAGCUUCACAAAUAGGUACUUAUACCCUACUAUUCAACUUAUUUAUACUCAUUUAUAAUUGAUGCUAUUUAUUGAUAAUUGUUAUUUUAGAUUUUAGUUCGUUAAAACCACCUAGACAUCCAUAAGGAGAAAAUUAAUAGGAAUUGCAUCGGUAUAUAAAGUAAUAUAUAAAAGAACUUAAAAACCAUUACUUCAAAAACGAUAUAAAGUAACAGCAGAUGAGAGUGAUUAGAGAAAUCAUAAGAUUUCAUUACCCUCAUUAACAAAUUUUAGAAAGACAGAAUUUAGUUCAUUGGAAAAUAGUAUGGAUUGAAUUAAGUUAGUUGCAUAACCUAUAUCUAUUCUAAAUUAAGGAAAUGGGAUAAGAAUUCCAAAUCGGUUACCUAAACUUGAGAGUCGUAAUGAAAUAUCAAAAUCUAAAUAUGAAAUUGAAUUCAAUUAAACACCAAGAGAUGAAGAAUAGAAAUAAAAAUAGAAAUAAAAAAAGACUUCAUUUACACCUGAAUAAAGGAUAUCAGAAAGUCCUGAAAAGAAGAGUUCUUAUAGUAAAAAGAAAGGAGGAGCAAAAUAAUGGUAAGGAAUGAGUUAUCUUCAUAAAACAAAAGCUGGUUGUUAAAUUAAUAAAUAAACUAAGACAAAUUAAGAUGCAGCAAUAGUAUUUCCAUAAAAUAUUGGCAGGUAUAAAUGAGCAGUAAUUUAGAAAAGUUAAAAUUAUGGAUUAGUUGGAAUUUGUGAUGGACAUGGAGUAAAUGGACAUUUAGUUUCAGACAUUAUCAAAUAAAGAUUACCAAGUAAAUAAAAUGAGUAAUAUUAGUCUAUUUGGAAUAUUAAUUACAUUCAUAAAAUCCAGAUAUGGAAGAUUGUUUUAAAAAUUGUUUUGAAUUAACAAAUUCAGAAAUUCUAUAAAGUUAAUUUGAUACAGCAUUAUCUGGUUCAACUACAGUUCUUGCUUUGAUUUAAUAAAAUUAAUUAUGGACAGCUAAUGUUGGAGAUUCAAGAGUAAUAUUAUGUAGAAAUGUUAAUGGAUGGAGAUCUGUUCCAAUAACUAGAGAUCAUAAACCAUCAGAUGAAGCUGAGAAAUAAAGAAUUAUUUAAGCUGGUGGUAGAGUUCAAUGUUAAAGAGGUUGUAUAUAAAAGAUUAAAAUUUAUUAGAUUUCUUUGGAAAUAGUGUUGGACCUGAAAGAGUUUGGCUUUCAUAUAUAGAUGCUCCUGGAUUAGCAAUGACUAGAAGUAUGGGAGAUAAAAUUGGAGCUGAAGCAGGUGUUAGUAGUAUACCUGAAGUAUUUUAAUUUACUUUAUCAACAAAUGAUAAAUUUCUAGUGAUAGCUUCUGAUGGAGUAUGGGAAUAUUUAUCAAAUGAUGAGGUAAAUAAUUUAUUUAUUUUAUUUAUUAGGUAAUGAAUAUCAUUAUACCUUAUUACGAAAAAGGAGAACUUGAUUAAGCAGGAGAGAAAUUAAUGAUUGAAGCUAUUAAUUCUUGGAAGAAGAAUAGUCCUGCAAGAGAUGAUAUAACUUUUAUUAUUGUAUAAUUAAAUAAUUGAAUUUAGUAAUUAUGUGUGGUAAAAUUAAUUUAUUAAUUGUUUAUUUACAUGUCUUUACAUUUCUAAUAUUUAGGCUAGGGAUUGAGUAGCCAAAAAACUAUGGAAUUAUUACAAAAGCAUUGUUCAUCUAAGUAUAAAUGUUAUUUUAACUCAAGUCAUCAUAAUAAAAUUGCUGAUUUUGGUGCUACUUUUGAUGAAUUAUUAGAGUAAUAAAAAUACAAAGAAUUAAUUUUAUAAACCUUAGAGAUUAUCAAUUUAUCAUCUGAUAAAACUUGUAUUUUGCAAAUCAUAUUUAAUAGUAUUAUAGCCAAUCUAUUCUGCUAUUUAAUAUUGGAUGACUAAGCUUGAUUUCAAAGAAUAAUAAAUCACUGUAGAUCUCUUCUUAAAACAUAUCGAACAAAUUAAUGAAGAAGCUAUUUUUAAAACUAAAAUGUAAUUCUGCAUCACUAUUCAAAAGCAUGGCUUAGCUAUUCAAUACAUUGAGUUCAUCAUAAUUAUCAUAGAAUCUAUUUUUGAAAUUACUUGAAUGUGUUAAGAGAUGGAAUACCUAAUAAUUAAUUAUUUCUCCAAUUAUUUCCAAUAUUAAAGAAUUCUUGAAUUUAUGGACUUUAACUGGCCCUGAAGUCUUAAAAAUAUUAAAUGCAAUCUCGGAUUUAAUCGAUCCUUAAGAGUAUUACUUUAUAAACUACUUAUAGUUAACAAUAUGCUAUACAAAUAUCAGAAUAUAUUUUGAGAAACAUUAGCACAUCUUAAGAAUAAUAUAUUAAAACAUUUAUUAACUUUUAAAAUAUCAAUGUAUCAUUCAUAUUCUUAUAAUUUAAGUAAUCAUUCUUAAAAUUAUGUGAAAUCACUUAAUGUUCAAAUUAUCAAGUUAUUGAAAAAACUUAACUUGCAUCACUUAUUAAAUUAGUGCUUUCUGGAGAUUUAACAGCAGUCUAAGCUUUACUUGAAAAAGAAGAUGCUUAUUUCAAAUCUAUUAGUAUGAAUUUUAAUAUUAAAAUAGAUUUGAAUUCAUAAUAAUACUUGAACUAAACUAGAAUUGCUAAAUUUAUUCAAUUAUCAAGCUAAAAAUAAAGUUAUACUUAUUAAGAAAUAGCUGAAGCUUUAAAUGUAUCAAUUAAAUUUUGAUUAAUUUUAGAUUUAAUUAGAAAAAGUAGAAAUUUGGGUCAUUCAUGCAAUUCAAUCUUAAAAUGUUUCUGCCUAAAUUGAUUAAUCUUAAUAAAGAAUUUACAUUUUGUAAUUAAAUAUCCUAUAUUAGAGAUAACUUUAAAAAAUUAUUAACCAAAGAAGAUUGGUAAAAUUUGCAUAAAAAAUUAUCAGCUUUAUUAACUAAGCUUAAAAAUGUCCAAACAUAAUGAGG